Messenger RNA from Branchiostoma belcheri (Belcher's lancelet), 998 nucleotides. Its product is annotated as translation initiation factor IF-2-like. The coding region runs from base 102 to 998 and encodes 298 amino acids. The record is from RefSeq and is a predicted model, not a curated record. The transcript has 3 exons. Lineage: Eukaryota; Metazoa; Chordata; Leptocardii; Amphioxiformes; Branchiostomatidae.
UCUGUGAAAGUUUGAGAUAAGAAUUGGUCACGCACAUCCUGCGUCCCUCAAUCUUGUCAGGUAUUUCACAGCCGCGAAAGUCGACGUCAUUUGAUGACGCGAUGUUCAGUUUUCUCUUGAUCAACACUGUCUUCCUGCUACAGAUUGUAGCCAGACUCUUUGGCGUUCUGAAGAGAGCCGUGAAUGUGCGGUUCGUUCGCAAUGAGAAAUGUGGAAGUGCAGUGCCGCCCCCACCCGUGGUGAGGGAGCCUAGUGCCCCUGCACAAGAAUCAGGCACAUCGGUGAGGAAGAAAACAAGCUGCAGCAAUGAGGCUUGUGCAACAGUAAAGAAGAAAUCCCGACGUAGUGACUUGAACGGGCCUACCGACCCUGCGAACACGCCGCCGAAGACCAAACCUGCGGAGCCCGACAAACCCAGCGCCUCUGUGCGGGCUCCCGGUACAGCCAAGGGCAAACCGAAUGCCACAUUCGGCGGAAUGAAGGCCGGGUUCUUGCUACAGUCUCCAAAGAAGAAGCCUCAAACCAAGACAGAGACUGCAGCGAAGGCAGAUACCCCCAAGGCCGUGAAGGCUCCCCCCGACCAAAAGCUGAAGAACACUAGUACUGCGUCUGCGGGUCAGAAGCAUCCCACCGCCGAGGCCGGUCACCCGAAAGUGAACCCCUCUCAGCCACGCCAGAAGAAGGAAGAUCCUCCCCAAACCUCCAGUGCCGGAGAGAAGUCGGGCCAAAAGAAGGAAGAUCCCCAAACCCCCAGUGCCGGAGGGAAGUCGGGCCAGAAGAAGCAUCAGUCUCCGCGCCCCACUACUGAGUCCGGACAGACUCACCGCCAGUCUUCUUCGUCAGAAACGCCCCCCAUCAUCCCUGUACUUGCGCACGUUCGUCCCAUCCUACUGCCGGUUCCAGGCACCAACCAAGUGAGCCUCGUCUGGGACGGGAGCAGAAAGGCCCGUAACUUCCUGGCGAUGAUCAUUGCAGCAAGAAGGGCUGCGGGACUCUAA